AUGGAGAGAGUACAUUUCCAGCAGGAGCAGAUGCUCGACGAGCUGAAAGAUCUUGUUGAGAAGAACUUGUUUACAGAGCAAGAGACCAAGAUGAUUAUGAAGAAACGGACUGCGUUUGAGAGCUCGCUUGUUAGACGUGUGGCUAAAAAGGCGGAUUACCUGCGGUAUGCUGCGUACGAGAUGGGAUUGGAACAGCUGCGACGAAAGCGUGUUGCGCGCAUGCAAGUAGCCCCUGGACCUGCGACAGUGUCGGACUAUGCGCUUGUGCGCAGGCAAUUCCAUAUAUUCGAGCGCGCGGUGAAGAAAUUCAAAUCGGAUGUAGGGUUGUGGGUGCAAUACAUCGAAGUUGCGAAACGGGAGGGAGCCCGGGCGCUCGUGGGCAGGAUUACAGCAAGAGCGCUGCAACUCCAUCCGAAUAAACCAGCGCUAUUUAUUAUUGCGGCUUCACAUGAACUUGAUCAACAUUCGCCGUCCGCUGCACGGGUACUGAUGCAACGCGGGAUCAGACUAAACCCUGAGAGCCUGGAGAUGUGGAAAGAGUAUGUAAAAAUGGAGCUAGGAUUCAUUGAAAGCCUGCGGCGACGAUGGGAUGUGCUAGGGAUCAAACUAGGGGCCAAGGAGGAAGAAAAAGAGGAUGCAAGCGAGCUGAUUGUCGGAGAAGGAAUAAGCGAAAAAGAGGUGGACAAGACAGCAGAAAUGGACGGGGAAUACGAGAAGGAGGAAGCGAGACGCAAGGUGAUGGACGGUGCUAUUGUUGCAUCUGUCAUCAGCAGUGCGGCGCAAGCGAUUCCACGGGUGGAACUGUUUGAAUGUAUCAAGGAAGCCAUCUGUAAUUAUCCAUCUCCGGGGGGACUACGGCAGCGGCUUCUGGACCACCUGUACGAGGAGGCUAGACGGAGACUGCCGGGAGAUGCACGGAUGGCGGUGUUUGUAGCGCGACGACAACUGGGGGCGGGCGUGACGGGAAGCGCGCUGGUGGAGGGUAUACGGACGGCGAACGAGGAGUUGGCAGGACGGAUACGGGAGACGGGCGCUAAAAACGAGGAGCUGUGCGCUGCAUACAUGGAAUUCCUGGAAGAAUGGUGCGGAGAGAGCAGCCUGCCUGGAGAGACUGAUCAGGGACAGCAAGCAUCACUCCGGCGCACUGCUGGCCGGGCACCUCCGGCUGCUGGGGAUGGAUCCGGAGACAAAUGCGGAAAAAUUGGGCCGGAUUGGGGCAAAAUACAGGCGGAUGAUGAUUAUGUAGUCGUGGGAAUAUUGGCAGCAUGUGUGGCCUGUCUGGCAGCACAUGUCUCCUUCCGGAUUGGGCAGGGCUGCGGAGAAGAGAUUCCAUAG
Messenger RNA from Psilocybe cubensis, 1335 nucleotides. RefSeq lists its product as uncharacterized. Bases 1 to 1335 code for a protein of 444 amino acids. Gene Ontology annotation, biological process: maturation of SSU-rRNA from tricistronic rRNA transcript (SSU-rRNA, 5.8S rRNA, LSU-rRNA). The transcript is spliced from 6 exons. The record is from RefSeq and is a predicted model, not a curated record. Lineage: Eukaryota; Fungi; Basidiomycota; Agaricomycetes; Agaricales; Agrocybaceae. Gene Ontology annotation, cellular component: small-subunit processome; Pwp2p-containing subcomplex of 90S preribosome. Gene Ontology annotation, molecular function: protein binding; snoRNA binding.